AUGUCGGGCACGACACACGAUCCUAGACUGCUCUACAGCGUCAACAAUAUCCGCGCAUUCCAUAUCCAGGAUGGCGAAGAGCAAGAGUUGACACCGUCUGGCCCGCAGACGCUCUCCUUGCUCAUGGUCCCUACAUCCACUUCGGCGCCGACGCCACCUUAUGCCGCCAGUGCGGGCACAGAGACACCGGAGGAGGAUUUCUACCUUCACCUCUAUCUCCCGCCGGAGCUCGAUCUUGCGCUGCCCGCUACUACUCAAAUCUUCUAUCAGCCGCCCGACAGCUACCUAAUCCCCCGCUGGGACAUGGCGCCCGAAGUGGGCGCCUUUAUUCGAAUCCAGUUCCCCCAGAUUGGCGCAGGCCCGACCAAUGUCACACAAGACGACGUUGACACCUUUGAAACCAUUCUCGCACAAUGUACUGCCUUCCUCGAUCGUUCUCCCCCCAGCGGCAAGUCUGACGGCCACGCCGCUUACAACCCCGCAGACUAUGCACCGGGCGAGGGGUAUGUUUCGUCUUCCGCCGACAAGAAGGGUGACCAUGCGCAUGGGAAGAUCGUAUUAGUGGACGAGGAGGAUGGUAGCGUGGUUGGCGAAUUGGGCGAUGGGUACAAUGUGGUGGAAGAUCCGGAUGUGAAGCCUGGGUCUAAACGCCCCGUUGGAAUUGAACUCCCUAGCGAAGGCGAGGGCAAUCGAGUGAGCGUGAGCAAUGUGUCCGAAGAAUACCUGGCGAUGUCGCGACACCCUGCGUAUCAGAACUCGACAAUUGUUCAGACCUCUGCCACAGCAUCUCGCCUGGUGGUCAUGGGAUCGACCUAUCUGGCCAAUGCCCUCACCAGCGGUGCAGACAGUUUCACUAAGAAGGUGAAGCCCAACCAGAAGCCCGUUACCUUUUCCGACGCCACUCAUGCCCGGAUCCGUAAGGUGGGCACGUUUUCGACCGGAGCGGCGGAUCUUUCCUCCAAGACACUUGGUCAAGUAGAACGAUAUGCCCAGAAUUUGGGCGCCUCCUUGUCGCGCAAGGAUGCUUCGCGACCGAAGGGAUUCGACAAGAGAAACCCGCCGUCCGACUACAAGCCCGGCGUGUUGAACAAGUCGAUGAUCGCCUUCUCCACCCUGGCGGAUGGGAUCCAAGAGGGUGCAAAGAACAUGCUUCUUACCAGCUCGCAGGCGGCUAGCACGAUGAUCGGGCACAAAUAUGGCGCCGAGGCCGGCACCGUGGCGACGAAUCUCACCGGUGGCAUCAAGAACGUCGGAUUGGUGUAUAUCGAUGCGACCGGCGUCAGUCGGCGAGCACUGCUGAAGUCGGUGGCUAAGGGCAUGGUGGUUGGGCGCAUGCGGGACGGUCAACAGGUGGUGGUGGGCGCCGGUGACGGGGGACAGCUCCCCCAUGACGCGCAGGCCGGACCGUCGAGCUUCGCGCGGGAUCCAGUUGCCCGGGGACCAUCGCCGAACCCCACACCUCCUCCUGCAUACGAUGCAUCAGGAACACUAUCGCUCGGCGGCACGCCCAUGUCAGGGGCCAAGCGGUAA
Messenger RNA from Penicillium argentinense, 1530 nucleotides. Its product is annotated as senescence-associated domain-containing protein. NCBI's taxonomy places the organism in Eukaryota, Fungi, Ascomycota, Eurotiomycetes, Eurotiales, Aspergillaceae. The record is from RefSeq and is a predicted model, not a curated record. Gene Ontology annotation, cellular component: plasma membrane. Bases 1 to 1530 code for a protein of 509 amino acids. The transcript has 2 exons. Gene Ontology annotation, biological process: cell division.